Molecule: messenger RNA, 3711 nt
Organism: Sabethes cyaneus
Lineage: Eukaryota; Metazoa; Arthropoda; Insecta; Diptera; Culicidae
Gene: bdg
Product: sodium-dependent transporter bedraggled
Exons: 7
Coding region: 1-3711 (1236 amino acids)
Biological process (GO): sodium ion transmembrane transport
Cellular component (GO): membrane
Source: RefSeq, a predicted model, not a curated record
AUGUACAUCAAAAAUAUUUCUCACUUUAAGAACAAUAAGCAUCGCCGCACCGAUCGUACUUCUGAACCGGAUUCAUCUGCAAGCACCGAUCGGCGACCAGGGCCACGUCGCACCUCCACGUGGCUUCGCAAUUCCAUGCGCAAAACCCGUCCCAUCGCACUACCCGAACAGAUUAUAAAGCCAGUGCAAUCAACGGUCGAUAAUUCCACAUUCGAUCGGCCCGAAUCUCCAAUCGCUCGACAUUCGCCAAAACCACCCUCGAUAAAUGGCGACCAAACCGCUCUGGAAGACUAUAACGAACUCAGUUCGAUUACCACCCUUCCAGUGUCUGAGCUGGAAAUUACUAACGAACCUCCGAUUGUCCCGGACGCCAUCAACAGCAGCACUCCCGUGGAAUAUGAUUUCCAUUCCACAAUCGGUCGUGCUUCCGAGGAACUGAUUCCCUACCUAGCAACGGCCACGCUAUGCGAACGUGCCCCACCGCUGGAGGUAAUUCUUCACAGUCCCGCUCAAACUCAUCGACCCCGUCAGACGGGACGUCGCUCGGAAGAACGGCCACGGGUUGUGUCCAUCACUGCCGAACGGGAUGCCGUAACGAAUCAGCUAAUCAUUCGAACUAACAGCGUCCCAGCCGGGACGGCAAACUCACAUCACCACCGACAACCGUCACCGACAUCACGCCGCGGGGAGGCAUCAUCCCACAGUCAACCGCAGCUUAACAGUCUUCAUCAUCACCAUCAUCAUCAUCAGCAUCAACAUCAACAUCACCAGCAACGAUAUCGAGAGAUGGGCUCCGAAACUAGCUCGAUCGGUUCGUCCCGAAAUCCCAGCCCAGUGUCGCUGCUUUCGACGACCACCUUCAGCUCGACUGCGUCCGCUGCAGAGCCACAGAGGUCACGUUCAAGGCCUGACGAUGAAUCGCGUGACGUAACCAGUUUGGCAGCGGGCGUCGAAGCGGCAACGGCGGCAAGCACCAAUGCUACCACCACCCGGACCGGUUCCCUGCACUCGACAACGGGCGGCGGCGACGGCAGUCAGGAGGAUGACGACCUGUCCGAUUCAUCGGAUGAGGAAUCCGAACCGGAAAUGGAUCGCAACGGGCGACCGAAACCGAAGUGGCCUCACCUGAUGUCUCGCUCGAUGGCCGCCAGCUUCUGCACGCUGGGACUGUUCAACAUAUCCCGGUUCGCCAUCUUUAGCAUACAUUUUGGGGCGAAUUUUAUCGUGCAGUUUUUGAUUUUUACGUUCCUAUUCGGAAUUCCGAUGCUCUGGCUGCAGAUGGUGCUGGGAGCUCGCAUCAAGGGAGGACCGGUGACCAUGUGGCGGAUCAGUCCCAUCUGUAAAGGUAUCGGGAUUGCUUUGAUUUUGGCGCAAGGACUAGUCUCCCUUUACUCGGCCAUUUCGCUGAGCUGGGUUUUGGUUUAUUUUCGGGAUUCGUUUGUUUCGCGCAGCGAAAAGUAUCGUUGGCAGGAAAUUUUCGAACUAUACCGAGGGUCUGGCAAUCAGUCGUUCCGACUGUCCGAUACGGUGGCCGAUUAUUUUAAUGGAGUGGUUCUGCAGCGUUAUCAACUUGGACCGGGUGUUCGGGGACUCAGUGGAAUCGGUGCCGUGCGCUUUCAGUUGGCUUUCAAUCUGGCUAUUAUUUGGACGCUCGUGUUUGUUGUGCUUUGCAAAGGAAUUCGAUCGUUUGGGAAGAUUGUGCUCGGCUUGUUUAGCGCGGCAAUGGUUGGGCUCAUCGCAAUCUGUUCCAAGUUUCUGUCGAUGGUCAAUUACGACAGUGUGCAAAGCAUUUUUCCCGCCACGGAAUGGCCGGACUUUUUCCUCAACUCUCGCAGCUGGAUGAGUGCCGCGCAGGAAACGUUUCUAACCUGGGGCCUCCUGGGGGUGUCGAUCUAUUCCAUCAACUGUCGGACGAACAAGGGCGGUGGACCGCGAAAGACCAGGCGUGAACUGCGUCGGGAUGCACUGCUGAUAGUGCUGUUUACCCUUACCGGGUUGAUGCUGGCCGCCAUCUUCGGCAGUGCUUGCGUGCAGAUUCUGAACAGCAGAGGUUAUUACUACUUUCCAGGAUCGUACGAAAGCAUCAACACGGACAUCUUUCUGCUACCAGCAGAUCAGCCUCUUCCACCUCAGCACGCCACCAUGCCCACGAAAUGGCUUAUCCGAUACUCGAUGGUACUGGGCGAAAGUUUUAAGCGCCCGUAUGCCAAUCCGCACCAGGAAAGCGGCUACCAGGUGCUUCGUCUGAUAACCGAGCUCUUCCCCUCGACGUUGGCGGCUGCCACUCAGGAACGUAUCGCUCCGAUCUGGAGUCUGAUCGGGUUCCUGACGUUGUUGCUUUUCGGACUCGGUCAGCUGUGUGCCAUGUGGAAACCGAUUGCCGGGGCGAUUGGCGAUUCUCCUUCGUCGAUUGUGCUCAGCUGUGUGACGGGCCUGUUCAUGGGCAUUCCCCUUGCGACCGAAAGUGGUAUCACCAUCAUUCACUACCUGGAUAUGGUUCUCGGAGGAGCCUGGUGGCUGCUGCUGCUUUGGAUCGGACACAUUAUGGCCAUCUUUUUGGUUCGCGGUAGACCAUUUACCAGUGAUCUAUUGGUCAACGACCUUCGGCUUACCCAAACUCUGUCGGCGUUUGUAGCAUUUGCUUGGAACUUCCUACUACCGAUCGGCAUGAUAUUUUUGUGUAUCCUAGAGUAUCGAGUAUCGAACGCUAAUGCGUUUUUCAACUGGAAACACGGUGGUUACUGGCCCCUGUGGUCUCGCCAACUCGGUGGCUUCAUUCAGGUCGCCUUCCUACUGCUUGUGCCGAUUGUGACAGUUGUGCAAAUCUACCGAUAUCUUAGCCGAGGACCGCCGGAUAUUCUUGAGCGCUUCGACCGGCUACUGAGACCUUCGAUGGGAACUUACGAUUCACCGGCCCAAAACGCCCGCAUUCAGUACACCCGCCGUCCCGCGCCUCCUUUGCCGGUUCGAACCAUCAAUUCCGGCUCUACGGUUAUAUCGGUUGAAUCGCGACCUCCGCAGGAUGAUGCACCACCGAAAUACACACCUCCUCCUUCGUACACAACGGCCACUGGAGCCAGGAUCGCUAAGAUGCUGCGAAACAGCAUUCGACGAAGCGUCAGAAGGAUAAUGGGCGAACCGAGCGGUAACCGUCAGCGAAGUGCUCUGCCUCAACAGCAGCAGCAGGGCUCCGCUAAUCCAGCCGGCGACGAGCUGCCCCCGCCAGAUUAUUCUUCGAUCUUAACCGAUCCAGCGAACCAAAUGUUUCAGCCAACUGGCGGCAUCGAAAUGGGACCUAGGGUGCUGUACAACAGCGAAACACUAAGCGGCCGUCGACGGCACCGUUCGUUGACUACCGCCCAGCAGCAGCAGCAGCCGCCGCAAGCAAACCUAACAGCAAACGAUGUUCUGCAAAUUCUACGCCCCGCUACUAUUUCCGUCCCGCAAAUUGUCCAACAGGGAGCUUCGGCACCGAUUAGCCUAGCCAGGAACCCUUCUUUUGUCACGGCUACCGCCUCCUCGGCCAUCGGCUACGGCAAUAUAGAUCUGGUGGUACGCAAUAGUCUCACCCGGCGGCACUCGAUUGGCAGUUCGGUGGAAAACCUGAUACUGGGCGCAGCGCCGAUUGGUGAUUCCAGCAUCAUCACGCUAGCGGUCGAAGAAGACGACCGCUGCGAACGACGACAGAAUGGUAAUGAUUCUGUGAUAUAA